Molecule: messenger RNA, 6551 nt
Organism: Lampris incognitus (smalleye Pacific opah)
Lineage: Eukaryota; Metazoa; Chordata; Actinopteri; Lampriformes; Lampridae
Gene: myofl
Product: myoferlin like
Exons: 54
Coding region: 114-6278 (2054 amino acids)
Biological process (GO): plasma membrane organization; membrane fusion
Cellular component (GO): membrane
Source: RefSeq, a predicted model, not a curated record
CCUCUCAAUUCUCUCCGGCGUGUCCCCCCCUCCUCGUUGCCGUCUCCCUUGGAGGAAUAUGGUGUGAUUUUUUUUCUUCUUCAUGCGAUACCUGACUUGACACCUCUUCCACGAUGUUGCGGGUCGUCGUCGAGUCCGCCAAUGGCAUCCCCAAAAAGAAACUUGGAAACCCAGAUCCAAUCGCUGCUGUUGUGUUUAAAGGUGAAAAGAAGAAAACUAAAGCGAUCGACAGUGAAUUAAACCCUGUCUGGAACGAAGUACUUGAAUUUGACCUGAAGGGCUUUCCUUUGGAGCCUUCAUCAUUCAUAGACGUGGUCGUAAAAGACUAUGAAACGAUUGGCAAAGACAAGUUCAUUGGCUCAGCAAAAAUUUCCUUGAGAGACCUGGCCAGCGGGCACACCAAGUCCCUCCCAUCCAAGAACGUGCCCUUGGUCAAUGACAAACAACAGGCCUUUGGGACGACCGUUAAUUUGGUCAUUGGGUAUGAGCCACCUGCCAACAGUACACCCAACGUAAAGGAUCAACCGGAUGGAGACACAUCUUACGGGGACGUUGGUGUGGAUGAGGAGGGGGAGGAGGGGGAGGGGGACACUAGAGAAGAGAGCCAAGUGGGAGGUCCAGGAGCUGCCCCCCCACUGAACAUACCAGGGAACCCCGGCCAGAGGCCCACCCGUCUCAGCCGUAAGAGGCAUAGAGCCCUGGCCAACAGACCUCAGGACUUCCAGAUUCGUGUACGAGUUAUUGAAGGUCGGCAACUGCCCGGCAACAACAUCAAGCCAGUGGUCAAAGUGAAUGUAUGUGGACAGACCCACAGGACCAGAAUCAGAAGAGGGAAUAAUCCAUUCUUUGAUGAGCUGUUCUUUUACAAUCUGAACAUGCUCCCCUCUGAGCUGUUUGAUGAGUACAUCACCUUCCGAGUUUAUGACUCCUACUCCCUCAGAGCGGACAGUCUAAUGGGGGAGUUCAAGCUGGAUAUUGGAUAUAUCUACGAUGAACCUGCCCAUGCUGUCAUGAGGAAAUGGCUUCUCCUGAGCGAUCCUGAUGACUCUGGCUCAGGGGCCAAAGGUUACCUGAAAGUCAGCAUGAUCCUUGUUGGGACCGGGGAUGGUGCACCGACUGAGAGGAGGGAAGCAAAUGAAGAGCAGGAUGACAUAGAGAGUAACCUCUUGGUGCCAGCUGGUGUGACAUUGCGAUGGGCCACUUUGAACCUUAAGGUUUACCGUGCCGAGGAUAUGCCCCAGAUGGAUGAUGCAUUUGUUCAGACAGUCAAACAAGUUUUUGGAGGGGACGGAGAUAAGAAAAACUUAGUGGAUCCUUUUCUGGAGAUCAGCUUUGCUGGGAAAAAGCUAAGCACCAAAACCAUGGAAAAAAAUGCUAAUCCAGAGUGGAACCAGGUUAUCAACCUCCAGGUCAAGUUCCCCUCCAUGUGCGAACGCAUUAAGUUGACUGUUUAUGACUGGGAUCGUUUAACCAAGAAUGAUGCCAUAGGAAGUACCUUUUUAAAUCUGAGCAAAAUAGCUUCGUCUGGGGGUGAGAUUGAAGACACACCAGCUGAAAGCUGCAAUGCAUUGUCAUCUAAAUUGAGCACUGCAGAGUCCGAGGUUGGUUUUCUCCCUGCCUUUGGGCCUUGCUAUGUCAAUCUCUAUGGGAGCCCGAGAGAAUUUACUGGCCUGCCUGACCCAUAUGAGCAACUCAACUUUGGCAAAGGUGAAGGAGUAGCCUACAGGGGAAGGAUACUCAUUGAACUGUCCACUCAGCUGGAGGGAAAAGCUGAGAAGAAAGUGGAUGAUAUAUCCAGCGAUGACAUCCUGGUGGCACAGAAAUAUCAGCGGAGGAGGAAGUACUCCCUCUGCGCUGUGUUCCAUAGUGCCUGCAUGCUUCAAGAACCAGGCGAGCCAAUACAGUUUGAGGUCAGCAUGGGUAAUUACGGCAACAAGCUGGACUCGACCUGCAAACCCCUGGCAUCUACCACCCAGUACAGCUUUGCUGUGUUUGAUGGAAAUCGUUACUAUUAUCUGCCCUGGGCUGACACUAAGCCUGUAGUGAUCCUCAACUCAUACUGGGAAGACAUUAACCAUCGGCUAGAUUCUGCUAACAUCAUCCUCUGUGUCGCUGAGAGACUGGAAUCCCACCUCACGUCUUUAAAAACAGCCAUCUUAGCCAAGGUGUCCGAAACCCGUCUGGCGGAGAUUUGGCUCAAACUCAUUAACCACUUAAUUGAUGACCUCAGCAGUUUCCAGCUUCCCGAGCUUGAGGGCCAGUCUAACCUGACAGUGCUGGACCUGCAGAAAAAGAAACUGCGUGAUGCUGCAGUGGUUAACAUUAGACAGGUGGCUGAACGCAUGAAAGAAGAAGCAACUGAUGUAAAGGCCACUGUUAGUGACAUCGAGGACUGGUUGGACAGACUCAAGCAGCUAGCAGAGGAGCCCCAAAACAGCAUGCCAGAUGUUAUCAUCUGGAUGCUGAGGGGAGAGAAGCGGGUGGCCUACGCCCGAGUCCCUGCCAACCAGGUCCUCCACUCCACCUUCAGUGAGCAAGCCUGUGGAAAACACUGCGGUAGGACGCAGACCAUCUUCAUGCAGUACCCCAUGGAUAAAAACAAAGGGGUAAAGAUUCCUGUUCAGCUCCGAGUCAACAUGUGGCUUGGUCUCUCCGCCAAUGAGAAAAAGUUUAACAGCUUCUCCGAGGGAACCUUCAGUGUAUUUGCUGAGAUGUAUGAGAACCAGGCCCAAGUUUUUGGCAAGUGGGGAACCACAGGCCUGGUGGGUCGUCAUAAAUUCUCAGAUGUAACUGGGAAGGUGAAACUAAAGAGGGAGCGCUUUAUGCCUCCACGUGGAUGGGAAUGGGAGGAAGACUGGUUUGUUGACCCAGAGAGAAGCCUGCUGACAGAAGCCGAUGCGGGCCACACAGAGUUUACAGAUGAGGUUUUUCAGAACGAGACACGAUUUCCCGGUGGCGAGUGGAAGCCUGCCUCUGAGCCCUAUACGGAUGUGAAUGGUGAAAAGGCUCCAAGCCCAGGAGAGUUUGAUUGUCAUCCCGGAUGGACCUGUGAGGAUGACUGGAGCUUUGACAUUAACAGGGCAGUAGAUGAGAAAGGCUGGGAGUAUGGCGUCACCAUUCCCCCCGAUGAUAAACCCAAAUCCUGGGUGGCAGCAGAGAAGAUGUAUCAUGUCCAUCGCAGGAAGAGACUCAUCAGACGAAGAAGGAAGACAUCUGAUUCCAUGGCUGUCACUGAGAGGCGGGACCCAGGAGAAGGUUGGGAAUACUCCUCCUUGAUUGGCUGGAAGUUCCACAGGAAGGAGCGCUCUUCUGACACCUUUCGACGUCGUCGUUGGAGAAGAAAGAUGGCUCCAUCAGACCGCAUGGGGGCCUCUGCCAUUUUCAGACUGGAGGGGGCUUUGGGUGUUGAUGUGGAUGAGAAGACCAGUAAAACGGAUGCAGCCAAAUUGUUUGGUGCCAACACCCCCACUGUUUCCUGCCACUUUAACCAGUCGUGCAUGUACCAUCUGAGAGUGUACGUCUAUCAAGCGAGGAAUCUUUGUGCCAUGGACAAGGACAGCUUCUCAGAUCCCUAUGCCCAUGUGUCAUUCCUACAUGUCAGCAAAACUACAGAAGUCAUAACUGCUACACUGAACCCCACAUGGGACCAGACUCUCCUUUUUGACAACAUCGAAAUCUACGGAGACCCCCAGACGAUUGCCCACAACCCCCCUGAUGUAGUCCUAGAGCUGUAUGACUGCGAUCAAGUUGGUAAAGAUGAGCCCCUCGGUCGCUGUACAUGCCCCCCACUAGUGAAGCUGAACCCCAGUGUAGCUGUCACCCCCAAGCUUCUGUGGUUCCCAAUCACCAAGAAGGGCCGCAGUGCUGGAGAGAUGCUGGUGGGUGCUGAGCUCCUACUGAAGGAAAAGAUGAACGAGGGAAACCUUCCCCUGGUCCCGCCCAGACGGGGGGAGUCGCUCUACAUGGUUCCCCAGGGAAUCAGACCUGUGGUGCAGCUCACAGCCAUUGAGAUCUUGACCUGGGGUUUGAGGAACAUGAAGCCCUACCAGCUGGCCACAGUUUCUUCCCCCAGUUUGAUAGUGGAAUGUGGCGGUGAGAUUGUUCAGACUGCUGUCGUCAAGAACUUCAAAAAGAAUCCCAACUUCCCCGGGUCUGUGCUUCUUCUUAAAGUGCUACUGCCCAAAGAGGAGAUGUACACCCCUCCCAUAGUGCUAAAGGUGAUAGACCACCGACCCUUUGGUAGGAAACCCAUAGUGGGACAGUGCACCAUCAACUCACUAGAGAAGUAUCGCUGUGACCCAUAUCGCAUCAACAGUGAUGUAGUCAUGUCGGCUAAAGUGGCAAUGAUAACAGCUACCCAGGGAGAUGUUGUCAUAGACAUUCAGGAGAGACACAUUCUGAAUACUGAGUUGCAUGCAGAAAAGGAAGACGAAGCAGUAGACUGGUGGAGCAAGUUCUAUGCUUCCACUGGGGAACAGGAGAAGUGUGGACCUUACCUGAAGAAAGGAUAUGAUACAUUACAGGUGUAUGACUGCGAUCUUGAGGAAGUUCCUGAGUUCCAGGGGCUGUCUGAUUUCUGCAGCACCUUCAAGUUGCAGCGAGGGAAGACUGAGGAUGAGGAGGAUGAUCCCUCAGUGGUGGGAGAGUUCAAGGGGUCAUUCAAGGUUUACCCUCUGUCAGAUGACCCAGGGGUCCCCCCGCCGCCUCGACAGUUCAGAGAACUGCCCGAGAGUGGGCCUCAGGAGUGCUUGGUCAGAAUUUAUGUGGUACGCUGUAUUGACCUGCAGCCCAAGGAUAACAACGGCAUGUGUGAUCCAUACAUUAAGAUUUCUUUGGGGAGGAAAACAGUAGACGACAGGGAUAACUACAAAGCAAACACCCUUAAUCCAGAGUUUGGGAGGAUGUUUGAGAUGUCCUGUUUCUUGCCUCAUGACAAGGAUCUUAAGAUUGCUGUGUAUGACUAUGACUUACUCAGUCGAGAUGAAAAAGUGGGUGAGACAGUCAUUGACUUGGAGAACAGGCUGCUCUCUCGCUUCAACUCCUACUGUGGCCUUCCACAGUCUUAUUGCAUCUCUGGGAUCAACCAGUGGAGGGACCAACUGAAGCCUUUACAGAUCCUCCAGAACCUGGCAAGGCUGAGGGGCAUCCCUCCUCCACGCAUACAGGAAGAUGGCAGUUCACUGUCAUUUGCUGGAAAACAACACAGCCUAUUAGACAUUGAGACAGACAAAGUUAUCCACCAGCAUCUGGGCCCUGCCAGAGAAAGACUUGCUCUGCAUGUCCUCAGAGACCAGGGCUUGGCACCAGAGCAUGUGGAGACCAGGAAUUUGUACAGCAGCUAUCAACCAACACUAUCCCAGGGACGUAUUCAGAUGUGGGUGGAUAUCUUCCCUAAGAACCUGGGCUUGCCAGGACCUCCAUGUGAUAUCACACCACGCAAAGCCAAGCAGUACUGCUUGCGGGCCAUUAUUUGGAACACCACUGACGUCAUACUGGAUGAAACAAGCAUUACUGGAGAAAACAUGAGUGACAUCUACGUCAAAGGAUGGAUGCCAGGAAUGGAGGAUGACAAGCAGAAGACUGAUGUCCACUAUAGAUCCCUUGAUGGUGACGGAAAUUUCAACUGGAGGUUCAUCUUUGGGUUUGACUACCUGCCCACUGAGCAACUCUGUCUUGUCUCUAGGAAAGAACACUUUUGGAAUUUGGACAAAACUGAAUUCAGGAUACCCCCUAAGUUAAUCAUCCAGAUAUGGGACAAUGACAAAUUUUCCCUUGAUGACUAUUUAGGCACACUGGAGCUGGACCUGCUCCAUUUGAUUCCUCCUGCCAAGACCCCAGAAAAGUGCAGCCUGAAAAUGUUACCAGGAAUGUCUGGCUCAUCUGUCUCAAAAAGACCAGUGCCCAACUCCAUUUUCUCCCAGAAGUCUGUACGAGGCUGGUGGCCAUGUAUGAUUGAGCAGGAUGGGAAACAUGUGCUUGGUGGGAAAGUGGAAAUGACAUUGGAAAUUGUGGAAGAAAAGGAGAUGGAGGAGAGACCUGCUGGAAAAGGCAGAGAUGAGCCCAACAUGAAUCCCAAACUGGAUCCACCUAAUCGCCCUGAUACGUCCUUCUUCUGGUUCACAAGCCCAUGCAAAACCAUGAAAUUCAUAGUGUGGCGCAGAUUCAAAUGGAUCUUCAUAGGCGUUAUUGUCCUUAUCCUUGUGUUGCUGUUCCUCGGGAUCCUGCUCUACUCUCUUCCUAACUACAUCUCAAUGAAGAUUGUGAAGCCAUUUUCUUAAGGACCAUUGCAGAGAAACCAUCUACCUACCUGCUCACUAUACACUGUCUCCCUGGAAAUAUACAACUGUAUUCAUCUGACCUUACACUCUAGAGCACAAUGAGACUAUUCAGUUCCCCCUUACAUAAUUAGUAGUUUAUGAAUGUUUGCACUCUGUAAUGCUUGCACUUUAUCAUAUUACAUCCUGUACCAAACAUCUUUUCUGAGCUCAGAAACAUUCCAAUGCCAAUAUUUUUGCUAAUGUCAAUGAUAUUUUAAUAAAAUUUUUAUAUUC